CUUGGCCCAGCGCGGCCCCGGGGAGGAAGAGCGGAGCGGCCGCCUCCCGCCCUGGGCGUUCUCCGCGAUGCCACUGCUGAUUAACGGGGAGCGGAUUGAUCUGACUCGGCUCACGGGAGGCGUGAUCCGCACCCACCCGCACCUGGAGGAAAAGGCAAAACUUCUAAGAAGUCAGCCUACUCAAAUUGUGGAACCCAAAGGGCUUCUGUAUGUCCAGCAGAGAGAGUUUGCAGUGACCACCCCUAAUGAUGGUUCUGUGUCUAUUCUUGGGUCGGAUGAUGCAACUACCUGCCACUUAAUUGUGCUCCGACACACAGGCAGUGGAGCCACAUGCUUGACACACUGUGAUGGAUCAGACACAGAAGCGGAGGUGUCGCUCAUCAUGAGUUCAGUAAAAUCUUUCUCUAACACCACAGGUUAUGGAAGGCUGGAAGUGCACCUAGUUGGAGGUUUCAAUGAUGAUAGGCAGUUAUCACAAAAACUUACUAAUCAGCUUCUUAGAGCGUUUGAUCUCCAACCAGAUGAUGUUCAUUUAGUGACUUUCUGUGUAUCAGAACUAAAUGACAGAGAAGAGAAGGAUAUUCAUUUGCCAAUCAUUUAUGGAAUAGCAGCUGUGAAUGUAAAAACAGCAGAGAUUUUCCCUGCAACUUUUCCAGAAAAAGGGCCAGAUGAGGAUUUGCGUUCAGCCCAUGUUUUAACAGGAGCAAGACUGACAAACAUUUAUGAUGCAAAGACUGAACAACUACACAUUGGACCUUAUUUCUGGAGGCCUUUCCCACAUGUGGAUUUCUGGUUAGAACAAGAUGAUCAACAGAUUCUACAGAAUCUUUCCACAUCGCCUUUGGCUGAGCCACCCCACUUUGUUUCCCACAUUCGUUCUACGUUAACAUUUUUAAAAGCACAUCCAUUUCCAUCUCAUUCCCUGUUUCCUGAUAGAAAACCUCGCAUAUACAAAAAAAAUGAAGAAGGGUUGUGGGAACUGGUUUGUUCUGACAAGGCCUAACUUGGAACCCAACUUCAGCUACUUUAGGGAAGCAUAGCAGUACCAGAAGAACAGCAAGUUGUUGUAAAAGCAUGGUGCGGGUCAUGGAUAGUAGGAUUCCUAUGCUUUUCAAAUAAAAUAUUUCAACAGAA
Molecule: messenger RNA, 1134 nt
Organism: Lagopus leucura (white-tailed ptarmigan)
Lineage: Eukaryota; Metazoa; Chordata; Aves; Galliformes; Phasianidae
Gene: NTAN1
Product: N-terminal asparagine amidase
Exons: 10
Coding region: 68-1003 (311 amino acids)
Biological process (GO): ubiquitin-dependent protein catabolic process
Cellular component (GO): nucleus
Molecular function (GO): protein-N-terminal asparagine amidohydrolase activity
Source: RefSeq, a predicted model, not a curated record